AAGGGAGCCACAGAGAGAGAAGUGUUUGAAGAUUGUAGGAGUGGCAGCUUGAGGGUGAAAGAGAGGCACAAGUGGAUCCUGAAGUCCUCCCAGAGUGGGGCUGGCCCGAGUGAGCUGGCUGGAGGGAGGGGGCGGAGUGCGCAGUCAGCGCCGGCGGCUGCCACUGUCGCGGCCACUGGGACGUCUGGCUUGAGCCCGGGGCGGCGGGAAGUCGUCAGGCCGCCCGGACGCGAUGGGGCCGCUGCCCUAGGCUCGCUGACGGCUGGCGGCGGGAGGAAGGGGCUCAGAUCGGCCUGGACGGGGGGGCGAUGUCCCCGCGCGUCCCCUCCCGCCCCGCGCGUCCCGCUCUUCGUCCGGCUGUCCCUUUUGCUUUUCCCGCCAGAAGCAGUCGGUUUUCUGCACCCAACACCUAAGCAGCCGGGGUCCGUGCGCCCCGCGGGCGGCUGCAGACGGCGGCGCGGCGCGGGCUCGGAGCCCAUGUCCGGGGCGGGCGAAGCCCUCGCUCCCGGGCCCGCGGGGCAGCAGUGCGCGGCCGAGGCGGGCGGCGGCCGGCUGGGCUCCCCGGCCCUCGAGAAAUGUAAUGAGGACAGUGCUGAGAAAGAUAUAAGUCAAGCUACCAGUUGCCACUCCAUGUAUGGACUGAUGAGGGACCAGUCCAUUUGGGGAAAUCCUCCCGAUGGUGAACUAGUCAGAACCCAACCUCAGCGCCUGCCUCGGCUGCAGACAUCAACACAGGAGCCCAGCAAGGAGGAAACAGGCAAGAUAAAGAAUGGGGGCCACAAGAGUCUGAGCAAUGGGAAUGGAAUUCCUCAUGGAGCUAAACAAGCACCCACAGAUAAUCACAAAAUUUCAGCUCCUGUUUCUCAGAAAAUGCAUAGAAAACUUCAGUCCAGCUUAUCUGUAAACAAUGAUAUCCAUAAGAAGAGUAAAGUACACGCUGUCUUUUCCCAAAAGACUGCUUCCUCACCAGAAGACUGUUGUGUCCACUGUAUCCUGGCGUGCUUGUUCUGUGAAUUCCUGACCCUCUGCAAUAUUGUCCUGGGACAAGCUUCAUGUGGCAUCUGCACCUCCGAAGCCUGCUGCUGCUGCUGUGGUGACGAGAUGGGUGAUGACUGCAACUGCCCUUGUGACAUGGACUGUGGCAUCAUGGAUGCCUGUUGUGAAUCCUCAGACUGUUUAGAAAUCUGUAUGGAGUGCUGUGGCAUCUGUUUUCCAUCAUAAAGAUUUAUCUUUUGUUUGUAUUAAAACUGGAGAUAUUUUACAAUAUUUCUUGUAGGGGAAAGAAAAGCACAUGGUAAGAUUCUCAUGAAGCAACUCAGUGUUUGCACUGUUAACUCAUUAUGCUUAAGUAAUCUCUGAAAUUCUUUUUCUUUCACUAAAUCUAUAUGGUUUAAUAUGUGAAGUUUUGACUAACUGGUUUUUGAAGCUUCUUUGUAGACGUUAAUAAUUGGAAGACAUUUUGAUACACACACACACACCCAAAAAUGUUGUCUGUCUUCUUUCUGUUGACAUAUGUGUUUCUCCUAAUAAUUCUCAGCAGCUCAUGGCUCUAAACACAACAUUGCUCAAUAGGUAUUUAAACCAGAUCAUUUAUCUUUGAUGUUUAUCUAUUAGAGGUUAAAAGUGAACAUUCAUUAUUCUAAGUAAGCACACAUACUGGGCAGAGCCGCAGACAGAUGUGGGACUCUCCAUGUUGGUCUGCUCUGUGUGCUCUCACCUCCAAUGUUCUACCCAGAGGGCACUGAGGAAUAUCAUGCUGCUGUCAUUCAGAGCAGUGUGCAAUGUAGUGGAGGAGGGCAGGGUGGGAGCCGUAGAGAAUGAACCAGAUCCCAAGGCAUGCUGGUGUCAGGACUGGAAAGGAAAGAGGGCAUAGGAAGACACAGAAGCAAAAAACAGGUUAUUGAGGAAUGCUUGAAGGAGAAUGUGGCAUUUCGGAUGCCUUAGGAUGAGCUAUUUAAAUUUAGGAAAAAGUUUAAGGUGGGUGGCCUGAACUGUCUGUGUUCUGAACAAGUGAAAAAAAUGUGCCUCCACUGCACAUUUCAACAACACAGCUUUCUUAAGACUAUAAAAUCAGAACUAAUGCAAAUAUGCACUUUCCUACACAUAAUUUAAGUGUUAUAAAUUUUAAUGAAAACAUAAUACCUUGUUAACAUAACUAUAUUUUACCAAAAAUGUAGAACACGUUUUAACAACUUUCAUUUAAAUGAGUUUUUUUUUUCAAGAUUAAAAAAACCCUAGUGUUCUGAUUUUGGGGUUUUUCCAAAGCUCACUUAUAUUUGAAAGAUUUGGUUUUUUAUGUGGGGCUGUUGGGGGGGGGUCUAUUUAUUUUGGUUGGCUUGUAGCCAGUCUUGUAUUUCACAAGCACAUGUGUCUUGCAUCCACUACAGGAGGAGCUCAGAUGUCUAACACCAUCACCAGAUAACAGCAUUCCAAUUGUAUGUUAAAUUAUGCCAAUGUGCCAGGUUAUAAAGAUACUAAAAGUAUAACGAUAUAUGUCUGUGACAAGACUAUAUAGUGAUGGAGUCGGCUCUUAUGAAAGGGAGCGUUUGGUUUUACACACAUCCUCCCACAUGAUUUUUUUUUUUUUCUCUUCAGAUUUAAAAUUUGGUUGCAUUGACUAAUUCUUUGCAGGCUCUUGAAAGUAUAUUUGGUAAUUUAGUGGUUCUUUACAGUUGCAGAUGAAUAUCAGAUUUUUUUAAAAAAAUGCAUUUUAGGAAGCCUUUAGCCAAACUAGAUUUUAGGAGACCUGAGUGAUUUUUUUUUGUUUGUUUUUGUUUUUUUACAUGAAGAAUGAGAAUGUCUCCAAUGUUUUUUCUUUGAGAGUAAGCCUAUCUUAUAAUUAAAUUAUUAUUUUAAAUAUUAUUUGAUAAAGAAAAGCAAGUGAAUCUCCCUUCUAAUGCAAUUUAUGCAUGCAUACACUUUAAAAUGUUGGCUUAAAUACAACGCUAAUGUACAACUGCCUUCUUCAUUUGUUAUGUCAAAUAUAAUGGGAACCUUAAUAUUUCCAUAUACCCAACGUUAACUUGUGCUUAUGUCAUAGGAUGGAGAAGAGCAUCCGUUUAUUGAUAAGCCUCUUUAUGAUUGUUGGGAUAUUUGACUCAAUAUCCUGUAAGACUGUUUAACCAAUAGGUUUGUCUGAUGCUCGAAUAUAUCCCGCUAUGAUUUGUAAUGAAAAUGAUAGUGCAUUUGAAAUGUUUUUCUGUAAUAGAGAACAUUAGUGAAUACCAGAAGUUAAUUUCCAUACUUGUACAUGUAGGACUUUUCUUCAGCUCUGUACUCCAGGCAAGCCAUUCCUUAAGGCAUCUUGUAUAAUUCAAAAGAAAAAUAGGCAAAUGUGAAAACAGUUUCAAUAUAUUUUAGAAUAUUGAUAUGUAGUGUGUUGUUGAAUCCUAUGGCUGUCAGGAUUAAUUGCUAUGGUUUACAGUUAGACAUUCAGUCUCUUCUUAAAUGUGCCAUAUUUUCAAACUGGAGCUGUAUUAUCCUGGAUAUUUUAAAAUUAAAAAAAUGAACUCUU
Messenger RNA from Peromyscus eremicus (cactus mouse), 3514 nucleotides. RefSeq names its product MyoD family inhibitor domain containing (gene Mdfic). The transcript has 6 exons. NCBI's taxonomy places the organism in Eukaryota, Metazoa, Chordata, Mammalia, Rodentia, Cricetidae. The annotation marks the transcript as partial. The record is from RefSeq and is a predicted model, not a curated record.